UCAAGAGAAAAGAUUAGAAAUUAGUCAGAAUCGUGUAUAUGAUUGAAUUUCUCAAUAGAUAAUUAAUAAUUACUGUGUUAUAAUAUUAAAAUUAAUUAAUAUAAGAUAUAAUAAUGAUUUUGUUAGAGAUACACAAUAGGAUACUAGAAGAAACGUUAAGUAACAAAAUAAAAAAUGCUCUGUCGGGUCAUAAACCAGAAUCUACAGAUGUUGUUAUAGCAGAUUUUGAUGGAGUUUUAUUUCAUAUUUCUAAUUUAAGUGGUGAUAAGUCAAAAAUUAGAAUAAGUAUUUUACUUAAAUUUUAUAAACAAUUGCAAGAACAUGGGGCUGAUGAGUUACUUAUACGUGAAUAUGGACCUUAUCUUAUAGCUCCUGAAAAUGGUUAUAAUGUCUCUGUAUUAAUAGAUUUGGAAAAUUUGCCUGAAGAUUGGGAAUCAUUAGUUAAAAAAAUUGCACUUUUAAAAAGGCAUUGUUUUGCUAGUGUUUUUGAAAAAUAUUUUGAUUUUCAAGAAGAAUAUUAUGAUUCACCAGGUACACAAUUGCAAAAAAGGGCAGUUAUUCAAUAUAGAGAUGAAGAAACAAUGUAUGUUGAAGCCAAAAGUGAUAGGGUAACAGUGGUAUUUAGCACAAUAUUUAAAGAUGAAGAUGAUAUGGUUAUUGGAAAGUUAUUUUUACAAGAAUUGAAAGAGGGCAGACGUGCAAGUCAUACAGCUCCACAAGUUUUAUUUAACCAUCGAGAACCACCAUUAGAAUUACAAGAUUCUGAAGCAGCUGUUGGAGAUUGCAUUGGAUAUAUUACAUUUGUAUUAUUUCCAAGACAUACAAAUAGAGAAGCUCGUGAUAAUACCAUUGACUUAAUACAUAUGUUUAGAAAUUAUUUACAUUAUCAUAUUAAAUAUAGUAAAGUUUAUAUUCACUCAAGAAUGCGUACAAAAACAACAGAUUUUUUAAAAAUAUUAAAUAGAGCAAGAUCUCAAUCAAAAAACACUGAAAAAAAAACUAUCACGGGUCGAACAUUCAUUAGGAAGGAAUGAGUGUAAACAUAAAAUUAUAUUCCUUAUAUUGUUUUAAAAAGAUAAAUGAUUUCACAUUUAUCUUAUAGAUUUAUUAGAAAUUUUUUGAUCUUCUGGCAAGAAAAUUUGUUAUUGUUUAUAACAAAAGAUUCUAAUUCAUCACAUGACUUAAAAACUAUCAAUUUUUGAGUCUUAACAUUCAUUAUCUAUGAACAAUAUAAUGUUCUUUAUAAAAAUUCUAUAUUGCUAAAUACACUUGAAAUGUGUACACAGCAAUAUAUGAUUGAAAAGUCAUUUUAUAUCAAAAUUUUUUAAAUAAUAUUAUCAAAAUGCAUAA
Apis laboriosa (Himalayan honeybee) is the source of this 1350-nucleotide messenger RNA. RefSeq names its product probable actin-related protein 2/3 complex subunit 2 (gene Arpc2). Lineage: Eukaryota; Metazoa; Arthropoda; Insecta; Hymenoptera; Apidae. Gene Ontology annotation, cellular component: actin cytoskeleton; Arp2/3 protein complex. Bases 114 to 1034 code for a protein of 306 amino acids. Gene Ontology annotation, biological process: actin filament polymerization; Arp2/3 complex-mediated actin nucleation. Gene Ontology annotation, molecular function: actin filament binding; structural constituent of cytoskeleton. The record is from RefSeq and is a predicted model, not a curated record. The transcript is spliced from 7 exons.